CGGAGGAAGCAGCCCGGCAGGGUUCCUCCCCAGCUGGCGGAGCAGGCAGAGCAGAGCUGUGGCUCCACCAUGAGCUUUGGGGCUGAGGCCCCCAGGAGAGAGGUGCUGCUGCUGCUUCCCCGGGAGAGGAGAAGCCGCGGGCUCGGCCGGCGGCCGCGGAGGCCGGGAACCAGCGGCCGGCGCAGCGAUGCAGGAAGCCAUUGUGAUCACGGAGCAGCCGGUGUCCGUCGCUGUCCCGGUGGGAUACUCCUUCACCCUGCGGUGCAGGGCCGAGGGCCACAACCCCCUUCAGUACCAGUGGUUUUGUCAGCACCAGCUUGUUUGCCAGCAGAUUCCAGGUGCCACCAAGCCAGACUUGCCCAUCACUGCACAGCAGACACAACUCUACACCUGCAGAAUCAAUGACCUCUACAGAAAUGUCGUCUUUUCUGACUGGGUCAAGGUGGAGGUCCAUCCGUGUGUUGCCAGAGGAUUGCCCCCUCGGCUGUGGCAAGGAGAACCAGUCAUCAUCCUCAACCCUACCGAGCAGUGGGUGGAGGUGGGGAAGCUGCUACAGCUCCAGUGUGCUGCAAUGGGAGUCCCAGCACCUAGCUACCAGUGGUACCGGAAUGGCAACCUGCUGGAACACCAGAAGAAAAAAAAACUCUGGAUCACCCAUGCAAAGGUCAGUGACUCCGGCACGUACCUCUGCUGUGCCUCCAAUAGGCACGGAGAGCACUGGACCAACGCUGUGGAUGUUCACAUAGGUACCUGUCAGUCUGAAAAGUUUUUUGCUACAGGCAAGGUAGCUCUUUUAGUGGGCAACAACCGCUACCAGCAUCAUCCCAACCUGAUGGCUCCUGUCAAGGAUGUGUUUGAGCUGAGUUGUCUUCUGGAGAAGCUGGGCUUCCAGGUGGUCUCCCUUCUGGACCUGAACAAGGCUGAGAUGGUAACAGCAGUCAGUCGGUUCCUGCAGCUCCUGGAGAAGGGAGUCUAUGCUAUAUUCUACUAUGCUGGUCAUGGGUACGAACAUCUGGGGAGGAACUACAUGGUCCCUGUUGACGCUCCACAACCCUAUACCCCUGAAAACUGCAUCAGCGUGCAGAGGAUCCUCCAGAAGAUGCAGCAGCAGCAGACAGCCCUGAACCUCGUCCUGCUGGACACCUGCAGGAAGUGGUAUAACCCAGAGUGUGCCCUCUCCCAGGUACAGCCACUGGCACCCUGGGGCAACACCGUCUAUGGCUACGCAACGAGUGAAGAUGCAGAAGCCUAUGAGUUGCAGGAUGGGGAAUUCAGCUCUGGGAUCUUCAUGAAAUAUCUGAAGAAACAUAUUCUGCAGGACAAGAAGGUUACACACAUGCUGGAAGAUGUGUUAGAAGACAUUGGCCGGGAUCCCUUGGUCACUGGGAAGCAGGUAAUGGAGAUCAAACACACUCUGAAGGAAGCCCGGUCCCUGACUGACCCCAUCUGUCCCCUGGGAGCAGCUGCUGAGCACUGGGGACGCAGCCGCGAGCCAGUGAGUGAAAUGGUGACCUUCCCCUGCGGGGCGCGGGUGGAGCUCCGCUUCCUCUGGCUCUUCUCCAACGUGAUGUCCAUCGGCGCCAAGCUGUGGCAACCACCAGCCCACAUCACUGACGCCUGUCUCCUGCUCUGCCAGCCCAGCGAGGUGGAUGACGUGGCCAUCCUGAGAGAGCGCUGCCUGGACCAAGUGGAGUGUUUGCUUACUUCUUUGUACAAGCAGGAGGAGCUGGAUUGCGUCUUCCCACUCUGUGGACUACAGAACAUUCAGGCGGACGUGGUCCUGCAGUUGGAUUUGCAUUACACUCUGCAGAGCACAAGCCAGAGGACUUGUGAAACCCUGCAAACAACCCUCCGGAAAUCUCUGCUCGGGCAGUUUUUGAGCCAGAGGAGUCACUCCCAGCCACAUGACCAGAGGACUCCUGUCUGCUCAGGCAGCAUGUGCCUGCAGGAUGCGGCAGCACUGAGCACGGACCCGAAAGGGCCAGCACCUCUGAGGACAGGUCCGGGCCACAGCCUGCCCAGCAGCAAACCCUCCAACACCAGCAGCGAGCCAGAGGAGAACGAUGAGAGUGACCUGAGUGAUCUCUGCUCAGCGCUGCUCCGGGCUGGCCCAGGGCAGGACUGCCCCUGAGCCCACGGGCUGUGCUGUUCCAGUGCUAAGCACAUCAGAAUCCGUCACCUGCUUCGCAGCCUUAGCUAUCGGCCUGUCCAAAGGAGGCCAGGGCUACUUUUUUUCAAAAGGCUUUUGUGGCAUGCAGGGCCUGAAGCUCACUGGAAAUGACCACAGGAGUGGUCAGGAGCAGCAAGGAAUUGUUGUGUCUGGCAAAGGACAGGACCAUCUGACAAGUAAUAACAUUCCCAGGCAAAACACAGGGUCACCUGAAGUGACAGGCACUGGCGGAUGUUUUCUGCAAGUGAGGCUUUGAGUCUAAAGCCUUACAGCAUUAAAGGUGUUAAGAAACCCAUAAACACUACAGAAGCAGCACAGCCUCAGAACCUGACAGGUUGCUGACCCUCCUCGCACUUGUGCAAGGGAUGUGAGGCUUGAACAAAGGACCCAGAUGAAACUCUGUGAAUGUAUAAGCUUCCUCCUGGGAUCACAAAGUGGAUUUCUUUCCUUGUGAGUCCUUCCUGGGUUGAAGCAGGUUUUAAGUUAUGAGUUUAUGUAUUUCUAAAGAAUGUAUUUAUACUUGGGGCAGUACAGCUGCUUGCCAAAAAAAGGAAGGUCAGAUGUUCUGUCAAGUGUGUGUUUACAAUGGAGGCUGGUUUUCUAUCAGCAGUCCCACCAGGCAGGGAUACUUACCUGUGCCCCUUCUAGCAUGGCACACAGGAAAUGGAAAAGACCAAGCUGGAGGAGGAAGAACCUCAAAAAAGUAAUGAUUAGUGCAAAUUUUAUUUCUAAGUGUCUGUCUCUGUGUAUUCACUGUGGGCUACCUUAGACACUGCAUUUUGUUGAGCACCAGCUGUCCAGAGAGAGCCACAGGUGAGCAGGGCCCAAAGGAUGAUCCGAGUGGGUGCAGUCCCCUCCCUGCCUGCUCCUCUAGUUUUUGUUGGAUUAAGGUUUCAGCAUAGCUCCAGUUGAUUGCUCAGCAAAGGCCAAAGAGGGUGGUCAAAUAGUUCAGCUGGGGCCAGUGAGCCCAGUGAGGUGUGGGAUCUCCAUCCUUGCAGACAGUUCACUCCAAACUGGAGAACAUCCUGAUAACUGAUCCAAGCUGUUGGGGAGCUAGACCAGAGGCUGCCAGAGGUCACUUCUGGCUCUUGUAGUGCUGUGAAAGGAAGAACUUGAAGAUCAAAAACAUCUUGAAAGGUAAAGGAUGGUGGAGUGGGGAGGGUGCCCAAGCUCUGUCUUCUGCUUUGGUCUAAAAGAGAUAUGGAAGCAAAUAUUUUCUAAGUUUUAGUUCUCCUUCAGCAGUGAAGAUACUUUUAUUUCUGUCUGUGAUGUCUGUUGCAACAUGGAAGAAUAUCUCAAAUGCUCCUUCCAGGUAAACUGUCUGACAAGUGCUGGAAACCUGGCCAGAGAGAACAGAGAAGGCUUUUAUUCUCCUCACAGUGAGUAGAGCCAAGGGAAAGAAAAGAGGCCCCAUCUGGCUGAAGUCUAGAGGAUCUCUUAGGAAAAAAUGUAAGGCUCAAAAAAAUAAUAAUUUGCAGGAUAUAGUUAAAAGAAGGUGAACUGAUAGAGAAACUAAACUAGAAAAUAAUAAACUAAUUAAGAUCAAUUCUGCACCAACAGAAACUGAAGAUGGGUUAGUGGGAAUGGUUGUACAGGCUUUUGGGAGGAGCUGGGAGAUUCAUUGCCUCUUUGAGGAUAGUACACACCCUCCUGUACUGCUGGGGCAAAAUGUGUUUCUGGCUCCCAUAAUCAUGGCAGAUGUCACCUCAUGGGAAUGCUAAUCUCAUUCCAAGUGAGGCUGUUAAUUUUUUCUGAAUAAACCCUAUCAGUGUUUUUGAAUGCAUAAA
Apus apus (common swift) is the source of this 3957-nucleotide messenger RNA. Its product is annotated as mucosa-associated lymphoid tissue lymphoma translocation protein 1 homolog. The record is from RefSeq and is a predicted model, not a curated record. The transcript is spliced from 15 exons. Gene Ontology annotation, biological process: proteolysis. Lineage: Eukaryota; Metazoa; Chordata; Aves; Apodiformes; Apodidae. The coding region runs from base 188 to 2131 and encodes 647 amino acids. Gene Ontology annotation, molecular function: cysteine-type endopeptidase activity.